Molecule: messenger RNA, 333 nt
Organism: Protopolystoma xenopodis
Lineage: Eukaryota; Metazoa; Platyhelminthes; Monogenea; Polystomatidea; Polystomatidae
Source: the annotation of a GenBank genome assembly
AUGGAAGCUUUUACCAUAUUUCGCGGCGCACAUUUUGGGAAUCACUGUUUUGUACACCUUCUUGUGAGUCGGUCACGCAACAGGCCACUCGUGAGGCUUCACUUUCGCGACUCCCUUUCCGGUUGGCUGACUGUGACUUUUGUCCUUUGGCGUCGGGCGCUCGCCAACCUCGUUCCCGCCUCGAGGCCAGUCUGUGCAGACCGCGAAAGCGUCGGUUCGCUUCAACGAUUCGCCAGAAAAUUGAGCCGCUCCAGGAAGGCUCCAGCUUACAAACUCAUUUACGCAACUAGGCAGUCUCGGUGGAAGAUUUCCUCUUGGGCCAUUAGGUCUUGA